AUGGUGCCUCCACCACCACCAAAGCAACACCACAGCGACGAUAUCCUGUCCAAAGGGUCGCCAAAACAGCGGCUGUCCAUCAUCAGUGGACCCUCUGAGCCGGCGCUGCUGCGCUGUACGUUCAACGACAUUUUGCGGGAGCGCGUGCGACUGCAGCCAAACAAUGUUGUGGUUGCCUCGCAGCACCAGAACAACACCCGGCUCACGUACGGCAAGCUGCAUCGGCAGAGCACGCAGCUGGCUGUGGCACUCUACGAGCAGAUCGGCGUCCGACGAGGCGACCGAGUGGCCGUACUGCUCGGAAACUGCUACGAGUAUGCCGUGAUUAUGCUAGCCUGCUCACGACUGGGCGCGUACUUUACGCUGUUCAACUACGCAUACACGCGCGCGGAGCUGAUGCACGCACUACAGUCGGCAACACCGCGGGUGCUGUUCACAACAGCCCAGACGUCACGGUACGACUACCGGCCCAUCUUGAAGGAGCUGCAGAUCGACGCCGACGGGACGGGGCUCCGUCACGUUGUCAUGUUGGACGAAGAGUACGUCACCACAUCGACGACGGACGGCCCUGUGGGACAUAACCCACUCACUCUCCAGUUGUGGGCCUACGAAGACCUUAUGCGACAAGGUGCCGUGGUCUCUCUCGAUACACAAAACGAAGUGGCCGCGCUCGAAGGCCAAGUCACCGACGCCGAUAUCCUCAACCUGCAAUUCACGUCCGGCAGUACGGGCCAGCCCAAAACGGUCGCCCUCACGCAGCAUGGUAUGGUCAACAGCGCGCGCUACAUUGCCCUGCUCAUGCAGAUUCAGCCAACAGACGCCAUCAACGUGCCGGUGCCCCUGUUUCAUGCGUUUGGGCUGGUCAUUGGCUUCUGUGCCGCCCUGCUGGCCGGCGCAUCCAUUGUCCUGCCGUCCGAAUACUUUGACGCCGCCGCCACCCUGCAGGCCGUCGAGCGGUUCGGGUGCACCGGCUUGUACGGCGUGACGACCAUGUUUGUCGACAUGCUCAGUGAUGCGCGCUUUACCUCCACAAAACGGUCCUCGCUGCGGUUCGGCGUCAUGGCCGGGUCCGCGAUGCCAAAAGGGCUGCUGACGCGCGUCAUCACCAAGUUCCCCAUCCGCGACAUUUACACCAACUGGGGCAUGACCGAGCUGUCGUCCAUCGCCACGAUGACUGUGGCCGGCGACUCAGAGGCCAAGAAACUCAACUCGGCCGGCCGCCUGCUGCCCAACUUUUCCGCCCGCAUCGUCGACCCCGACACCGCCGAGACCCUGCCCUGGGGCCAGCGUGGCGAGAUUGUCGUCAGCGGGUUCGGCGUGAUGCACUCCUACUAUGGACAGCCGGCCUGGACCGCUCAGGCCAUCCGUUCACGCGGAGGUCGGGGGCGGUGGAUGCAUACCGGCGACGAGGGCUACUUGGACGCCGACGGCUACUUUGUCAUCACUGGCCGCAUCAAGGAUCUCAUUAUCCGCGGCGGCGAGAACAUUUCGCCCACCGAAAUCGAGGCUCGUCUUUUCCAGCAUCCGGCGAUCAAGCAGUGCUCCGUGUUCGGCGUGCCGAGCGCACGGUACGGCGAGGAGGUGGCGGCCAUUUUGGAGAGGGACGAGCAGUACGAUGGGCGGCCGUCUGACACGGAAGUGCGUGCGUGGGUGCGCCAGACUCUCAGUCGGUAUAAGGCGCCCAUCUACAUUUGGUGGCUGGGUGAGGCCGAUGGAGACCCAAGAGUGCCGGCGGACUGGCCCAAAACGGCGAAUGGCAAGCUGAAGAAGGGCGACAUUCGCAAGAUCGGCGAGGGCACCAACUCGGCCAUCACUAUGAAUACAAAGUCCAAUGGACGUGUCGAACACGAAUAG
Sporothrix schenckii 1099-18 is the source of this 1854-nucleotide messenger RNA. RefSeq names its product long-chain acyl-CoA synthetase. The record is from RefSeq and is a predicted model, not a curated record. The transcript is spliced from 2 exons. Gene Ontology annotation, molecular function: medium-chain fatty acid-CoA ligase activity. The coding region runs from base 1 to 1854 and encodes 617 amino acids. NCBI's taxonomy places the organism in Eukaryota, Fungi, Ascomycota, Sordariomycetes, Ophiostomatales, Ophiostomataceae. Gene Ontology annotation, biological process: fatty acid metabolic process.